CCGCUGGCUGAUGUUGCACAGUCACCAGGACCGGGAAGAUGUGCUAUUUCUAGGUGAACUUCUCUUGACAUCAUCAUUGCCAUCACCCGUGGAUCUGCUUUACUCACAAUUUGAUUGUGACUGCUCUGGCGUGGCAAUUAGUCCGAAUUUCGCCGCAAGGAACAAAGAGUUAAUAGAGAGCGGGAGAGAGAGAAGUCGAGUGCUCUGGAGGGGUAAAAGUUGAAAAUAAAAGUGGAGCCAGUGUUUACAUGGGUUUCUUGCUGGGAACAACGGCUCUGCUCCGACUGGACAAAAGUGCAGUGAACUUAGGGGAUAUUGGCAAACUUAGCCAAUGGAUCGACAUCCAACCUUGAUGGCUGUGUGGCUGCAGUUGGAAUUAUGUGUUAUCAGCAUACUGUUUACCAAAGGUGAAAUCAGAUGUUACUGUGAUGGGCCGCAGUGUGUGGCAACAGGCUACAUGUGUAAGUCCCAGCUCUCUGCCUGCUUUACCAGACAACUGGACCCUCAGAAUGCCAAUUCUCCCCUACUACAUGGCUGUACAGACACUUUCUCAAAUACAACAGAGAUCUGCCAUGCACAAAAUUAUAACCACCACAAAGGACACUGGUCACUCUUGGAAUGCUGUUGGGAAGAUAUGUGUAAUUAUAAAGGGUUACAGGAAGUUUUGCUGCAUUCUGGGAGUAGAAUGUCAGAUCAAGGAGCCAAGAAGCAGCGGAACUCAGGGAACAUGAACCUGGCCUACCAGCAGAAAGCCAAUACCAAGGAGAUCUGGUUUAGGGCAGCGGUCAUAGCUGUGUGCAUUGCAGGCGCAUUCAUCCUGGUGCUGUUGGUGGUGCUCGCCCUCCGCAUGCUGCGCAGCGAGAAUGAGCGGCUACAGCGGCAACACGAGCAGAUGAUCUCACGGCUACACUACAGCUUCCAGGAGCCUCCCUCAGAAAAAGUCCUGGUGGGCAACUUGGACUUUGAGUCCACAGUGACAAUUGCCAGAGACCAUGAAAACUGCUGUAUGGUGCAUAAUCAGCAACAACAUUUCGAUCCUUACUGAGAAGCUUGGCUCACUUUUUCCUUGGGAUGUUUACAGUGGGCACAAGAAGCCAACAAUAGUGUGAUUAUGGGCAUUCCUACUUAACCAUUAAUUUCUGUGGUAAAUCCCAAUUAGCCAUGCGAGUUAAAAACUUAACUCUUAUUUUAAUUAAAGUGUAGUAAUGAUUAAUAAUGAAAUAACUGGCAACACUGUAGUUUAUGAUUUGUUUUGGUGCCAAUUUCUGUUGCUUUUGGUACCUGGCAUGGUAUUACUUGGCACUGUUUAAUUUGUAUGAAUCCUUGGUGGGGUGUAGAAUGCAAUGCUUUUCUUUGAUGUAGGCUCCAAUGAGACCCUGCUGAACUAAUAUUUCUAUACUGAGGGAUGUGCAUGUCGGGCUUAUUUACAGAUAAACACAUGCUGAAUGAUAAUUGUAUUGUAGCAUAAAAUCUAAUUACAAUUUUGAUAAUACACUACAAAUAGUGCUAUUUUGGUACUUUUAUCUGAAGCUAUAUGAUGUUUUCUGCCUGUGUGGUAACCUUCACCUCACUCUUGGAAUUUAAAUGUCAUGAAGUACUGAAGAACUAUGCCUCAUAGAUGCUCUGGAGAACAGAACGAGCUGAUGUGGCAAUGCCAUCAAAGGACAAUAUCAACCAACAGGAUGAAAUAUAAUUGUGAAAUUGCAUGUAGGCAUAGGAAGUGUCAGGAUAAAACAGGCGGAGGUUUGUCUAGAUAAUUUUAUAUCAUCCAGCUAUUUGGAAAAUAAUGAUUUUAGAGCUGAUACAAAAUAAAGCUCU
This is a messenger RNA of Hypanus sabinus (Atlantic stingray), 1818 nucleotides long. Its product is annotated as BMP and activin membrane-bound inhibitor homolog. NCBI's taxonomy places the organism in Eukaryota, Metazoa, Chordata, Chondrichthyes, Myliobatiformes, Dasyatidae. Gene Ontology annotation, molecular function: frizzled binding. Gene Ontology annotation, biological process: negative regulation of transforming growth factor beta receptor signaling pathway; positive regulation of canonical Wnt signaling pathway; transforming growth factor beta receptor signaling pathway. The transcript has 3 exons. The coding region runs from base 332 to 1045 and encodes 237 amino acids. The record is from RefSeq and is a predicted model, not a curated record.